CUCCUUCCUAUCCAUUCUCUUGAAAACAGGAGAUGGUUGUCCUCGGGAAGAAAAGGGAGUCUGGCCUCUGUGUAGUCAGUUCACUGGCUGUGCAAUGGAUCUGAAUGGAUUGGGCGAGUGAGAGUAGAAGAGAAAGCCCAGCCUUCGAAGAGGCCUCCAAGAAGGGAGGGAAAAGUGAUUGGUCGUGACGGGUGAACCUCCUCAUUGGGGUUUGACAAGAGCUAUGGAUGUGCGUGGUUUUUGUCAAGAGAGGGUUUCGAAUCAAUGUGAUUUCGUGAAAGAUCAAGCAAGUUCCAUGGAAUCUCAUUGAGGAUCCGGCGAGUCCAUUAUGGCAAUGGACGUGGAGUGUCCAAGAUAUCGGCACGCUCAUCACAUCCUGCAACACGUUCGGCAAUGGAUGGAGGAUAAUCCGGAUCACUUGGACGUGCUUAUCAAACUUGAAGACGGUCUGGUGUUGUCUCAUUCCCUCUUGUUGGGCGCGGUGUCUCCCUUCUUGGCCGAAAAUCUCAAAGGGGUCUCCGAUCCUCUAAUCAUCAUUCCAAAUCUCAGUUCUUAUGAUCUCCAAGUCUUCUUCCAGUCAAUCUUUGACAACUCAGUCUUAGACGAACACAUACCCAUUCUUAGACAAGUUUGUCAGGAGCUCCGUGUUCCUGAAAGGCUUCUACCAAACCAAAUAUUUAACAAAGCCUCGUACCCUUCCUUGGAUUUGUUGGUUUCUGCCACAACUUUUUCACAACAGAAUGGAAAAGACAUAAAUUUACACGGAUUGCCGGACGAUCUUCCCUCUCCUCCAUCAAUGACCGGAUGUGAGGACGAGCCAUCCACCCUUAAGAUGAUUUUGACUGGAGCAGAGUCCAACAACCGCAUUUUUUCACCUUGUCCGAUGGAAGACGUCUUGGACGAUGAGGAGCCGAGAUCAAAAUCUCCUUUCUUCACUCCCGACGACCUUCAAAUCUGGAUGAAUGAUACCAGGCAUAAUGCCAAUACUAUGAUCGACGACCCUUAUGAAGAAUCUCUCUCCUCGACACCGCCACCAUUUUCCCAAGACUUCGACACCCUUCCUUUCCUCUCCGAAGAUCCCGUUAGUUGCAAGAAGGGCUUGAGGAAGUGCCAUUUUUGUCCAAAUACCUACCGUCAUAUUCGAGGCAGGAAUCUCCACAUGCUGUCCAAACACCGCACCGACUGCCAGGCAUCCGGCAUAUUAUUUGAUUGCGAUUUUUGUGCCGAUCACUUCAUCACUCAAACGGGGCGUGAUCGGCAUCUGCAGAUUGUUCAUGAUCUCAAACUCGAGGACAUGCGGCAGAAGCCUGAAGCGCCCAAACGAGAACCUACCCUCUCUACUCCCUGUUUGUACUGUCAAAGCCGGUUUGUUGACUGCCAGGCGUUGCGAGCUCACGUCAAAUCAAAUCACCCACUCAACCUAUUAUGUUGCCUCAUGUGUGGCCAGCCCCAUGAAUCCAAAGAAGCUCUCUACAAUCACAUCCAGGUUCAUGUGAGCGAUGCCAAGAACAUCUUCUACACUUGCAAGCAUUGCCACACCAACUUCAGUGUCAAAUACGAACUCCGUACUCACAUCCGGCGGCAGCACAUGCCGGACCCUACUUACAUUUGCAACUUUUGCGGCCAAGGCUUCUUCAAUGUCAAGUAUCUGGAGAAUCAUAUCAGUAGAGAGCACACUCACAGCCAAAAGCUCCUCUUGCCAUGCCAACAUUGUGAUAAAAAAUUCCGAUACCAGGGUCUCUUGGACCGCCACGUUCGUUCACACCUGGGCAUCAAACCUUUUCGUUGCCACGUUUGUGAGAAGAAGUUUUCUACCAACGCCAUCUUAAAGAACCAUCAGAGGAAUCAUAUGGCUGACUCAUUGGCGGGGAGACUGACAUUUGGAUGCAGCCUUUGCUCUUUGACCUUUGACUUCAACGAUGACUUUGAAAAGCACCUGAAUUCGACCGCUCAUAAGGAGAAAGAGGUUAAUGAAAAAGUGGCCCAAAUCAUUCGAGAUGUCAAACUCGCUGUUUCUUCGUAAGGACGUUCGUUCACAGAUAACCCUUGAUCAUUCUAGAUAUUUUAGCGAGCAAUGAGGAACAACCUUGAUCCCAUAACAUUAGCAUAUAGUUUCCAACUCAGUAUUAACUAAAUAUUACACCGAUAAUCUACUUCAUAUUUCCCAUUAAACUUUUACAUCCCCACUAGAUAUAACAUCGAAGUUGAGCUUUUGUUCUUAUUUCCACAAGGUUCCUUGGAUUUGACGCAUUUCCUUGUGUGUGAAGAAUAUUUAUAAUCAUUUACGCGAUUACUGAUUUUUUUCUUCUAAGAAUUACUUUCUAAAAUUACAUUUGUUUUAUAACUUGUCCAUAAAUUGCUGAUCAUCUGCUUCUAAUAGUCAAACAUUACAUUUACAUUUCUUGCAAAUCAUUAGGACUCAAGCCAUUGGUUAGGUUUUCGAACCGAAUAUUUCGACAUAUUUUUCUCAAGACAAAGGUAAAGGGCCAACAAUUAACUUUUUUAUGUUUGAUCAACGAUGUCAACUGAUUUGAUCCUUAAUCACCAGCCUUUCUCAUGCUUCCCUCUAGACCCUGUUACAUCGUGCAUAUACAAUAUAUUCUACCCAAUUUAUCCCAUGAUAUGAUGGUCUGUAUCAAACCCUUUCAAAUCCCUUUGUCAUACAUAGUUAAACUUUAUCUAGCGUCAUGAAAUAUACAUCCCGCAUAACAAA
This is a messenger RNA of Tigriopus californicus, 2713 nucleotides long. Its product is annotated as zinc finger protein 77-like. Gene Ontology annotation, molecular function: RNA polymerase II transcription regulatory region sequence-specific DNA binding; DNA-binding transcription factor activity, RNA polymerase II-specific. Gene Ontology annotation, biological process: regulation of transcription by RNA polymerase II. The transcript has a single exon. The record is from RefSeq and is a predicted model, not a curated record. Gene Ontology annotation, cellular component: nucleus. The coding region runs from base 329 to 2023 and encodes 564 amino acids. Lineage: Eukaryota; Metazoa; Arthropoda; Copepoda; Harpacticoida; Harpacticidae.